Wallemia mellicola CBS 633.66 is the source of this 842-nucleotide messenger RNA. RefSeq lists its product as hypothetical. The record is from RefSeq and is a predicted model, not a curated record. Lineage: Eukaryota; Fungi; Basidiomycota; Wallemiomycetes; Wallemiales; Wallemiaceae. The transcript is spliced from 3 exons. Bases 18 to 842 code for a protein of 274 amino acids. Gene Ontology annotation, molecular function: protein binding.
AACUACGAUCAAGAAGAAUGCAGAAUGAGGAUGUGAUAGAUUGGGGGGAUGAUAUAGACGAGAGUGCCGAUGUUAUAUCCCUCACUGGAUAUGAAGGCGAGGACAAUACGAACACAACUGAGAUUGCAGGGGAGAGUGCGAAAGCUACAACUUCUAAAUCAACGGCGACAGACAUUAACUUAAUAGCAUUUGAUGGCCCAAGGCUAGAUAAUAAAUGGAUAUUACGUAUAUCUAGCGUAGGAGAACCAUACUUUUACAACUCGAUUGAUAAGAUGUCGGUUUGGAGGUGUCCAGGUUUCACCCAGCCAGCGACAGAGAGUGCAGAGAAGAAGAGAAAACUACAGAGUCAACAGUCACUACAACGUGACGAUAGUGUAGCUUCUCAGAAAGCACCUCUGGAAGACAAACGGACGCAGCAGCAAGAGGCGCAAAAGGUGCAAAAGGUGCAGCAACCGCCACCUCAGAGACCUCAACCACAGACCCGACCUCAACCCGUUCAAGCACAAAAACAACCGAAGCAAACGUACCAAGUGGCUACAGAUAAAGAUCAACAUGAGCAGAGAAGUGAAGCAGGUCAGAGGUAUUACAGUAAUCGCAGUAGUAAUCCGAAUAGCAGGAGGCUACCAGAGAAACCUCAAACCUAUGGAGAGAAAUUGAGCAACAGAAUAUCGAAUAACCGAGCACAAGAUAAACAACCAGGAUAUUAUAAUCGUGGCUAUGCUCCAGAUAAUAGAAGGUAUCAACAAAGAAGGGCAGAUGAGGGGAGUGGCGGCUACUAUCAUAAUGACAACUAUGAUAGGGAAAAAGAGUUACGUCAACAAAUAAAGAAUGUGAAUAAAUGA